Engraulis encrasicolus (European anchovy) is the source of this 1331-nucleotide messenger RNA. It is a transcript of the gene ssr2, whose product is annotated as signal sequence receptor, beta. The record is from RefSeq and is a predicted model, not a curated record. The transcript is spliced from 6 exons. NCBI's taxonomy places the organism in Eukaryota, Metazoa, Chordata, Actinopteri, Clupeiformes, Engraulidae. The coding region runs from base 85 to 639 and encodes 184 amino acids. Gene Ontology annotation, cellular component: endoplasmic reticulum; membrane.
AUCAAAACCCCCAGAAGAAGAAAUAGAAGAAGGGAGCUGCGCAUGCUCCACAAAUUCUUUCUGACGUGAAGGAAGGAGAAGAAGAUGAGGACUGUUUGGUUGCUUGCUGUGGUGGCUCUGGUGGGGCUGGCGACAGGGGAGGAGGGUGCUCGGCUGCUGGCCUCCAAGUCCCUGCUGAACCGCUAUGCAGUGGAGGGCAGGGACCUCACCCUCCAGUACAACAUCUACAACGUUGGCACCAGUGCUGCCUUGGAGGUUGAGCUGUCUGAUGACUCCUUCCCUCCUGAGGACUUUGGAAUCGUCUCCGGAAUGCUCAAUGUGAAAUGGGACCGCAUCGCGCCUGCCAGCAAUGUGUCUCACACUGUGGUCCUGCGUCCUCUGAAGGCUGGCUACUUCAACUUCACAUCCGCUACAGUCAGCUACCUCGCCCAGGAGGGAGGACAGGUCGUGGUGGGCUACACCAGUGCUCCAGGACAGGGCGGUAUCCUCGCCCAGAGAGAGUUCGACCGCCGCUUCUCCCCUCACUAUCUGGACUGGGCUGCAUUUGGCGUGAUGACCCUGCCCUCCAUCGGCAUCCCCCUGCUCCUCUGGUACUCCAGCAAGAGGAAGUACGACUCGCCCAAGUCCAAGAAGAACUAAAAUUACAACCACACAUUCACAUUUCGCAGACCACAGGGGUGGGGAAACUUCUUAAUGUGGGGGAUGGAGGUUGAGGGGUGGGGGCAUUUGGGUUUUUGAUUUCUGGUUUGUCUCAGGAAGAUGGUUUUGAGAGGGUUUUUGUUUUUCUUUUUUUCUCACUUAAUUUAAUUACCCAUAUUGGGGGUAAAACUGUUAUAAAGAUCAUGUAAUUGUUAUGGAUGCUGGAAGGAUGGCCUUCCUCCCCACCACCCUACUGUACCACCCGAUUUGGUUUGUCUGGUAGUUUUUGCAAUGGGGUGAACUGGCUAAAGCCAGGUGGGAUGCCACUGGAGGACUGUAGAUCAAGCAUGCCCAUGCCUAGUCAGGGCACGCACCACUCUGAAACAUGCACCGUGUUCGAGAUGGGAGUGAAAAACGAUCGAGGCCAAGGAAAUCAAUACAGUGCACAUGUGCACUGAAGCAUUACUAUGCAUUCUGCUUAGAAAUCUGGCAUGUGUGCUGAAUCAAUUUCCUCUGUGUUGAUGGUUUUUGCGCCAUCAUGGACGCAGCAAUUCUCAUCUAUCUGUCAACAUGCCCGAGGAGGUUGCAGUAAGGACUGAACACAGGCAGGGGAACUGUGUGGACCACUCUGUCGGGUCAACAUUGUAUUGAUUUUUUUCCAGGAAAUAAACAAGUGAGUUUUCCUAAUAAAA